GUUGAGGGUGUUGAUUCUGCUAAAGACGAGCUCGUGGAGAUAGUGUCAUGUCUUCAAGGAAGUAUAAACUACAAAAAACUCGGAGCAAGAUUACCUAGAGGUGUGCUUUUGGUCGGUCCACCAGGGACCGGUAAGACCUUGUUGGCUCGGGCUGUUGCUGGAGAGGCAGGAGUUCCAUUUUUCUCUGUUUCUGCUAGUGAGUUCGUUGAAUUGUUUGUUGGAAGAGGCGCAGCACGGAUCAGAGAUCUUUUUAAUGCAGCCAGGAAAAACUCACCUUCCAUAAUAUUUAUUGAUGAGCUUGAUGCGGUUGGAGGAAAACGUGGUAGGAGUUUCAACGAUGAACGUGACCAGACACUAAACCAGUUGCUUACUGAGAUGGAUGGAUUCGAGUCAGACACAAGAGUCAUUGUAAUUGCAGCAACGAACAGACCGGAAGCGUUAGACCCAGCUCUUUGUCGGCCCGGAAGGUUCUCUAGAAAAGUUGUGGUUGCAGAACCAGACCAAGAAGGCCGUAGGAAAAUCUUGGCUGUGCAUCUGAGAGACGUCCCUCUAGAAGAAGAUGCGUUUCUCAUAUGUGAUUUAGUUGCUUCUCUAACUCCCGGAUUCGUAGGUGCUGAUCUGGCCAAUAUUGUCAAUGAAGCUGCAUUGCUUGCUGCUCGUAGAGGCGGGGAAGCGGUGGCACGGGAAGAUAUAAUGGAAGCGAUAGAGAGGGCGAAAUAUGGGAUAAAUGAUAAGGAAGUGAGGUCAAGGACAUUAGGAAAUGAGCUGAGCAAGCUGUUCCCAUGGAUGCCAUCUUUGGCUAGAAGGAACGGACCAGAUCAAGACGGUUUACAAGGACCGU
Molecule: messenger RNA, 841 nt
Organism: Camelina sativa (false flax)
Lineage: Eukaryota; Viridiplantae; Streptophyta; Magnoliopsida; Brassicales; Brassicaceae
Source: RefSeq, a predicted model, not a curated record